Molecule: messenger RNA, 1271 nt
Organism: Cydia amplana
Lineage: Eukaryota; Metazoa; Arthropoda; Insecta; Lepidoptera; Tortricidae
Product: WD repeat-containing protein 38-like
Exons: 10
Coding region: 15-1271 (418 amino acids)
Biological process (GO): G protein-coupled dopamine receptor signaling pathway; G protein-coupled receptor signaling pathway
Cellular component (GO): cytoplasm; heterotrimeric G-protein complex
Molecular function (GO): protein binding; signaling receptor complex adaptor activity
Source: RefSeq, a predicted model, not a curated record
UGCUCGUGUGGGACAUGCGCUCCGGCGCCGCCGUGCAGGCCUUCGACACGCACCGCUCCGACGUCACCAGCGUGCGCUUCCAUCCCGGCGGGGACGCUAUAGCCACCGGCGCGGACGACGCGGCGUGCCGCCUGUUCGACCUGCGCGCCGACCGCGAGGUGGCGCGCUACGCCAAGGACUCCAUCAUCUUCGGCGUCAACAGCGUCGACUGGUCGCUUUCCGGCCGACUGCUCUUCGCUGGCUACAGCGACUACACAGCGAGCGCCUGGGACGCUCUGCGGGCACAGCGAGUGUGUGUGCUGUGCGGGCACGAGCAUAGAGUGUCGCGCGUGCAGCUGGCCCCAGAUGGCGCCGCGUUAGCGACCGCCUCGUGGGACUCCACGCUGAGGCGAGUGUGUGUGCUGUGCGGGCACGAGCAUAGAGUGUCGCGCGUGCAGCUGGCCCCAGAUGGCGCCGCGUUAGCGACCGCCUCGUGGGACUCCACGCUGAGGCGAGUGUGUGUGCUGUGCGGGCACGAGCAUAGAGUGUCGCGCGUGCAGCUGGCCCCAGAUGGCGCCGCGUUAGCGACCGCCUCGUGGGACUCCACGCUGAGGCGAGUGUGUGUGCUGUGCGGGCACGAGCAUAGAGUGUCGCGCGUGCAGCUGGCCCCAGAUGGCGCCGCGUUAGCGACCGCCUCGUGGGACUCCACGCUGAGGCGAGUGUGUGUGCUGUGCGGGCACGAGCAUAGAGUGUCGCGCGUGCAGCUGGCCCCAGAUGGCGCCGCGUUAGCGACCGCCUCGUGGGACUCCACGCUGAGGCGAGUGUGUGUGCUGUGCGGGCACGAGCAUAGAGUGUCGCGCGUGCAGCUGGCCCCAGAUGGCGCCGCGUUAGCGACCGCCUCGUGGGACUCCACGCUGAGGCGAGUGUGUGUGCUGUGCGGGCACGAGCAUAGAGUGUCGCGCGUGCAGCUGGCCCCAGAUGGCGCCGCGUUAGCGACCGCCUCGUGGGACUCCACGCUGAGGCGAGUGUGUGUGCUGUGCGGGCACGAGCAUAGAGUGUCGCGCGUGCAGCUGGCCCCAGAUGGCGCCGCGUUAGCGACCGCCUCGUGGGACUCCACGCUGAGGCGAGUGUGUGUGCUGUGCGGGCACGAGCAUAGAGUGUCGCGCGUGCAGCUGGCCCCAGAUGGCGCCGCGUUAGCGACCGCCUCGUGGGACUCCACGCUGAGGGUAAGUGUCAAGUAUAGCUCCAUUUACUUAGUGUCGACUAGUCUUGUCACUCUUCGCUGGCUAUAG